GUUGUUUCUGGCCGUUACAAGUUUCGAGCUUUCUCCAUUUCGAGAUUCUCAAUUUCUCAUGUUGUCCAUGAGAAAUGGUACAGGAGCUUCUCGGUUGCUAAGGAGUUUCAGAAUCGUGAAGUUUCGAUAUGUAAUCACUUGUUGAACCGAAGACUCGACGAGGCACGUGAGAUUUUCAACCAGGUUCCAUCUCCUCAUGUGAGUCUUUACACCAAGAUGAUUACGGGAUACACGAGGAACAAUAGAUUGGUUGAUGCGUUGAACCUGUUCGACGAAAUGCCCGUGAGGGAUGUUGUCUCGUGGAACUCGAUGAUCAGUGGUUGUGUCGAGUGUGGAGAUAUGGAUACUGCAGUGAAGCUGUUCGAUGAAAUGCCUGAGAGAAGCGUUGUUUCGUGGACAGCGAUGAUGAAUGGGUGUUUUAGGUCCGGUAAGAUCGAUCAAGCGGAGAGGUUGUUUUGUCAAAUGCCUGUGAAAGAUACUGCAGCCUGGAACGCGAUGGUUCAUGGGUAUUUACUGUUUGGUAAAGUAGACGAUGCCUUGAAGUUGUUUAAGCAAAUGCCUCGGAGGAAUGUGAUUUCGUGGACGACAAUGAUCUCUGGGUUAGACCAGAAUGAGAGGAGUGGAGAAGCUCUCGAUUUGUUCAAGAACAUGUUGCGUUGUUGCAUAAAAUCUACUUCAAGAACGUUCACUUGUGUAAUCACCGCUUGUGCAAAUGCUCCAGCGUUUCAUAUGGGUAUACAAGUUCAUGGCUUCAUCAUCAAGUCUGGGUUUUUAUAUGAAGAGUAUGUAUCUGCUUCGCUCAUAACUUUUUAUGCAAACUGCAAAAGAACAGAGGAUUCUAGGAAGGUGUUCGACGAGAAGGUUCAUGAACAAGUUGCUGUGUGGACUGCUCUAUUGUCAGGUUAUAGUCUGAACAAAAAGCACGAAGAUGCAUUAAGUAUAUUCUCAGGGAUGUUAAGAAACAGUAUCUUACCGAACCAAUCAACAUUUGCUAGCGGGUUAAACUCUUGUUCUGCUUUGGGAACAUUGGAUUGGGGCAAGGAGAUGCAUGGAGUAGCAGUGAAGCUUGGUUUAGGAACUGAUGCCUUUGUGGGUAAUUCUCUCGUUAUGAUGUACAGCGAUUGUGGAAAUGUGAACGAUGCCGUUUCAGUGUUCAUUGAAAUCUUCAAGAAGAGCAUUGUGUCAUGGAAUUCCAUUAUUGUUGGCUGCGCGCAGCAUGGACGUGGAAAGUGGGCGUUUGUCAUAUUCGGUCAAAUGAUUCGCCUAAACAAAGAGCCAGAUGAGAUCACUUUCACUGGCUUGCUCUCUGCUUGUAGCCAUUGUGGGUUCCUACAGAAAGGAAGAAAGCUGUUCGAUUUCAUGUCAAGCGGAUUAAAUCAUAUCGAUAGAAAGAUUCAACAUUACACUUGUAUGGUUGAUAUCUUGGGAAGAUGCGGGGAGUUGAAAGAAGCAGAAGAACUUAUCGAGAGCAUGGUUGUGAAACCUAAUGAAAUGGUUUGGUUGGCUUUGCUUAGUGCUUGUAGGAUGCAUUCUGAUGUAGACAGAGGCGAGAAAGCUGCUGCUGCGAUUUUUAAUUUGGACUCAAAAUCAAGCGCUGCGUAUGUUUUGUUGUCAAAUAUAUAUGCUUCUGCUGGUAGAUGGUCGAAUGUAUCGAAACUGAGAGUUAAGAUGAAGCAGAAAGGGAUAAUGAAGAAACCUGGGAGCAGUUGGGUUGUGCUUAUAGGGGAAAAGCAUGAUUUCUUUUCCGGUGAUCGACCACAUUGCAUGAAAAUAUAUGAGAAGUUGGAGUUUCUGAAAGAGAAGUUGAAGGAAUUUGGCUAUGUUCCUGACUAUAGAUCUGCUCUACAUGAUGUAGAAGAUGAACAGAAAGAAGAGAUGUUGUGGUAUCACAGUGAAAGGCUUGCUAUUGCGUUUGGGUUGAUUAAUACAGUUGAAGGAAGUACAAUCACAGUGAUGAAGAAUCUACGUGUUUGUGAAGAUUGCCACUCAGUGAUUAAGUUGAUCUCAAGAGUUGUGGGACGUGAAAUUGUUUUAAGGGAUUCAAGCCGGUUUCAUCAUUUUAAGGAUGGAACGUGUUCUUGUGGGGAUUAUUGGUAGAAAAGUGACUUGGGAAUUUUCAAACUUUGACUAGUGACGCGAGAAGCUCUGGUUAAACAACUGAUCUUAAUUCAAUAAGGAAAUCCUCAUUCAUUUGACUUGUUUGGUGGGGAUUAAUUCAAUAGAAUGGAACAAAUUAAGGAAUUGGACGAGGUAGUUAAGUUUAAAAGUGCUGAACUUAGAAUUGUUGGAUUUGUUGGGAUGUCUGGUAUUGGUAAAACCACUCUCGCAGAUGCUUAUUUCAAAAAAUGGACAGAUAACUUUGUCUUUAACAAGUAUAUCUUUGGGAUCCGUGAGAAGUCAAAAGAACAUGGGUCGGAUUGGUUGAAGGGCAUACUUAUGAAUGGGGAAGACAAUGAUAACGCUGAGAUGUUCACUAAGAAAAUUCUUGUUGUUUUGGAUGAUGUGAGCCACAAGGACCAAGUAGAUUUUUACUCAAAAACCGCGAGCGCAUUAGGGAUGGAAGCAAGAUUGUCAUUACAAUAUGUGACAAGUCAUCUAUCGAAGAACUGGUAGACGAUACUUACGUGGUCUCUGGUUUGAACGAUAAAGAAGCUCUUCAACUCUUCAACCAUCACGCAGAAGGGAGUUUCCCUGAGCUAUCCAAAAAAUGUGUGGAGUAUGCUGGAGGCAAUCCACGAGCCCUUGAGGAAUUGGGAAAGGAGCUUUGUGGGAAAGACGAGGAUCAGUGGGAAGCAAGACUAGUAACCCUGCCACAUUGUUGCAAUCCCAAGAUCCUAACUGAACUGAGAUUCAGUUAUGACAAAUUGAGUGAUCAACAAAAGGGUGCGUUUCUUGACAUAGCUUGUUUCUUUAGAUCAGAGGAGGAAGAUUAUGUAAUAUGUUGACUAGAUCCGUACGUGCCUGAGUCUGGUGAAGCUGUUAGAGAUCUUGUUGAAAUGUUGUUGAUAUGCAUCUCUGCUGGCCGAAUCGAGAUGCAUAAUCUACUGUGUACAUUGGGCAAGCAACUUGGUUCAUCCAAUGAAAACAAGUCGGGGGAAAGAAUGUGGAAUGAUGACGAAAGUAUUGUGACUCUGUGGUCAGAACAUGGAAAGAAGGAAAAGCACAAGGUGAGAGGUAUUUUCCUAGACACUUCCAAAUUUGAAGAAAACAAGGGAAAGGCCUUAGAUAAGAAAGAUUUUAUCAGAAGG
This is a messenger RNA of Camelina sativa (false flax), 3248 nucleotides long. The record is from RefSeq and is a predicted model, not a curated record. Lineage: Eukaryota; Viridiplantae; Streptophyta; Magnoliopsida; Brassicales; Brassicaceae.